AUAUCUCUCUACAAAUCUCCUUCCUGCUGACAUAGAACCCUUGUCAAUGSCCGCUAGGGUUUAUGUUUAAGGCCAAAAUUCCUUAAAUCCAAAUCUCUCUCUCUCUAUAGCCUCGAAUGUGUUUCCUCAUCAAUCUCUCCCAUUCAAAUCCAUCUUCGCAUGGUCAAAGAUGCCCUCCAAUUCCUCGCUUACCUCCGACGAAUCUCCCGUUUUCCCUCCCCUUUUACCUGCAACAAGCUUCUCCACUCUCUCGUCAACUCCGGCUGCGGCGAACUCUCCGCAAAAUUACUUUUCCAUUUCCUCUCCAAAGGCUACUCUCCCCAUCCCUCUUCUUUCAACUCCAUCAUCUCCUUUUUCUGUAGAUUAGGGCGCGUUGAAUUUGCCCAACAGAUUUUGCAUUCGAUGCCCAGGUUUGGCUGCUCGCCUGAUAUUGUAUCUUACAAUUCAUUGUUAKAUGGGUUCUGUGUAAAUUAUCAAAUUCGGAAGGCUUGUUUUCUUGUGAACAGAGUUCGUGGGAGUGAGUUGAGUCCUGAUUUGGUUAUGUUUAAUAUACUGUUUAAUGGUUUUGCUAAGGUUUAUAUGAAGAGAGAGGCGUUUAUGUACCUGGGUUUGAUGUGGAAAUUCUGUUUGCCUAAUGUUGUUACUUAUGGGACGUUUAUUGAUAUGUUCUGUAAGAUGGGGGAUAUGGAAAUGGGUAAUGGAAUGUUUUUGGAUAUGGUGAAGGUGGGGGUUGUGCCUAAUUUUGUUGCUUUUAGCUCCUUGAUUGAUGGGUAUUGUAAGGCUGGGAGUUUGGAUAUUGCAUUUCAAUACUUUGAGAAAAUGGAGGAAUGUUCGGUUCAGCCAAACGAGUUCACGUAUGCUACAUUAAUUGAUGGUUGCUGCAAGCAGGGGAUGUUGGGAAGAGCUGAUUUAUUGUUUGAGAAGAUGUUGAAUGUUGGUAUUUCACCUAAUUGUACUGUUUACACUUCGAUAAUUGAUGGACACUUUAAGAAGGGAAAUGUAGAUGAUGCGACGAAGUAUAUAAACAGAAUGUUUGAUCGAGAGAUUAGACUAGAUUUAACAGCUUAUACGGUAGUUAUCUCGGGCUUUCGCAGAGUUGGUAGGUUGCAGAAGGCAAUGGAAGCUGCAGAAGAUGUGGUGAAGAAUGGAUUGCUUCCUGAUGGGAUAAUAUUGACAGCUAUUAUGGAUCUGCAUUUCAAAGCUGGAAACUUAAAAGAAGCUUUGAAUUCGUACCAAAAAUUGCUGGCUAGGGGUUUUGAGCCUGAUGCCAUGACACUAUCCACCCUGAUGGAUGGUCUAUGCAAGCACGGGUAUGUACAAGAGGCUAGACGGUAUUUAAUCAGAGAAAAGGCCAAUGAAGUUCUAUACACAGUGCUUAUAGAUGCACUCUGCAAGGAGGGGAGUUUAGAUGAAGUUGAGAGAAUCAUUGAGGAGAUGUCUGAGGCAGGGUUUGUUCCUGAUAAAUAUGUGUACACUUCUUGGAUUGCAGAGCUUUGCAAGCAAGGAGAUUUGCUGAAGGCUUUCUUGAUCAAGAAAAGGAUGGUUCGAGAACACAUAGAACCCGAUUUGUUAACCUAUAGCUCCCUCAUUUGUGGUAUGGCCGAGAAGGGACUAAUGAUAGAAGCCAAACAGGUUUUUGAAGACAUGUUAAAUAAAGGAAUAACUCCAGAUUCUGUUGCUUGUAACAUUCUUAUAAGAGGGUACCAUAAGCUGGGUAAUGAAGCUGCAAUUUUAGGACUACAUGAUGAAAUGAGAAAGAGAGGAAUUGUUAUUCGAGAUKUAAAUUGAUUCACCAGACAUUGAAACCCUGCCUUUGCCCUUCGAUUUACUCGGCAACCUUCCAUUCGAGAAGCCAAGACGCAUGUGAUUCGCGUCGGUUAUUGGAUCGUGGUUUUAGAGAUUGUGUGGGAUAUUUCAGACUGUAGUGAAAAUUCAGCGAGAUAGAGAGAGAGAUUCAAAGUCAUAUAUUCCUUUGCUUAUCAUAGGAUCCAAAAGCCUCCACAUGUUCAAUUCAUGCUAAUCACAUGCAGGUUAUUGGCGAUUUCACAUAAGAUUUUGUUCUGCUCCUGCUACUGAUUAUGAGCUCUGGCAAUACAAUGUGCAUAUAACAAUUCCUGAGAUACAGCUGCUAUUGAAUGAAGAAAAUUACUAUUUUUGCAAGUCAGAGAAUUUUAGAUCUUUAUUCAAUCCAUUGAAGUUGUAACAAGCCAAAACAAACAGAGACACAGGCAUUGUUGCUUAUGAAGAAGCUCAAAAUAGAGACAGAAAUAGGCUAACUGUAUGAUCAAUUACUUCCUCAUGAUGAAUGUGAUUACUUUGAUGAUGUUAUGUAAAAUCUUCCAUGUGAAUAAUGGUUAUGUGGAUUGUUUUAGUUUCUAUUUAAUACUUAAAUUUUGACAAAGUUUCGAYCAAGUUUGUAAAGAAACUUUAGAUUAUGCAUCUAUUCAAUUAUAAGUCAUAACAUUGUCAAACAGGAUGUGAUGUGGGUCAACU
Momordica charantia (bitter melon) is the source of this 2493-nucleotide messenger RNA. RefSeq names its product Tetratricopeptide repeat (TPR)-like superfamily protein. The record is from RefSeq and is a predicted model, not a curated record. Gene Ontology annotation, molecular function: protein binding. Lineage: Eukaryota; Viridiplantae; Streptophyta; Magnoliopsida; Cucurbitales; Cucurbitaceae.